Wyeomyia smithii (pitcher-plant mosquito) is the source of this 1696-nucleotide messenger RNA. RefSeq names its product trypsin II-P29-like. Bases 156 to 1031 code for a protein of 291 amino acids. NCBI's taxonomy places the organism in Eukaryota, Metazoa, Arthropoda, Insecta, Diptera, Culicidae. Gene Ontology annotation, biological process: proteolysis. The record is from RefSeq and is a predicted model, not a curated record. The transcript has 5 exons. Gene Ontology annotation, molecular function: serine-type endopeptidase activity.
AAUUUCUGUGCCAGUUCACAUUGAGUGCCACCACCGUACAGAAGGUGUUCUCACGCGGGAAGGCAUGCUACUCUGUGUCUUAUGAUUAAAAGUUACAAAGUUAAUUCUACUAUUGGAAACUAGAGCAAUCUGCCAGCUUGGUGCUGUUGUUGGCGAUGGGUGCAAAACUUUUAUUAUGCUUGCUACUAGGUAACGGCAGCCGGCUAAUUACUUUAGCAUUGGCCUCGGAACCAUCCACGGAGCAGAACGCCAAGGAGGGAUGUCCCAAUUGCGUUUGUGGUGGUAGUGGUGGUGUAGGAUCUGAAGGGUUACGAGUGGUUGGUGGAAAUUACAGCCAAAUUGGAACGUACCCGUGGAUGGCGGCGCUUUUCCACCGAGAAACGUUUGUUUGUGGAGGCAGUUUGAUUAACGAUCGCUACAUUUUGACGGCGGCUCACUGUGUGGCUCGUACGAAUCCCAGAGAUUUGUUGGUGUUUCUCAAGAGACCCAACAUUCUUCAUGGUAAUCCGGAAAUGUUGCGGAGACAAAUUAUUGCUAUUAAGCUAAAUCGUUAUCAGGGUCUCCGAAAUAACAACGAUGUAGCGCUGUUAAGUUUGCAGGAACCAGUUCAAUUUGGGACGGAUUUGAUGCCGAUAUGUUUGCCGUCUGGGUCGGAUAGUUAUCAGGGGAAGGAGGCAAUGGUCAUCGGGUGGGGAGUAACGGCCAACGGGACGUUAUCCGAUGUACUGCAGGAGCUGAUGGUACCCAUCCUUUCGAACCAGGAGUGCAAACGAUCCGGUUAUUUUCGUUUCCAAAUCACCAGCCGGAUGCUGUGUGCCGGUUUCUUGGAAGGUGGAAAGGAUUCGUGUCAGGGUGACAGCGGUGGACCGCUCCAGCUGCCAAAUCCUGAAACCGGUCGCUACGAAAUUGUCGGCGUCGUAUCAUGGGGGAACGAGUGUGCCCAGCGCAAUUAUCCCGGAGUGUACGCUCGGGUGACCAAAUUCGUCGGGUGGCUCAGAGCCACCAGCCGGGAUGCUUGCUGGUGUCAGUAGCGGCUUCGUGACACCACCGCCCCGAGAUAACGACAAUCCACCGAAAGGUUAUUUUACAUACGCUUUAUCCGCUGACGUUCGCAGGAACCUAAGUUGCUGUUGGGAGGAGGAAGACUGACGGCAAUGGAAAAUUUUAUUUUUAUAUAAUACCAUGAUUCAUUGUACGAUCCGAUUUCAAUCUGUUUAAUGUUUCAAGUUCACCCAUAAUGACACAGGAAAAGGGAGAAAUACAAUUUUCAUUGCGUCUAUCACGAGCGUCUGCCGUUCGGAGAGAUUUUCAUUUUCCGUACCGUGUCGCUGUUAUGAAAUAAUUUGAAAUAACUUUAUUGCCACUGAAGGAGAGCAAGCAAAAGAGGUACUCUUUUCUACCGGAAAGUUCUUUCCGGGAAUAAUCAUCUUCGAGGUUCGUUACAGUCAUUCUGUUUUGUUACGCACAAACGGUUCGUUCGAAUCUUCUACUCCAUGGUACUUCCUAAUAUUCUCCUACAACCUAAUGCUUCUUGGGAUCAAUACGAGGACCCACCGUACGUGAAAUGUCACACAAAAAAAAGCGGAUAAAUUGUCACACCUACACGCAGUAGCAGCAUCAGUACCUCUGAUGGAGGAUAAUAAUUCUUCUGGCAAUAAAAACAACAUUUUUAUCGUGAUAUCUUUUAUCAAGAUUG